AUGCCGCGUAUGGCGCUAUUAUUUCUAACGAGUACAACCUCAACACCUGAUCUGCCUCUUUAUGAAGAAGACGAUAAUCUUGCACCGGUAUAUUUUGUGAUUAUUGGCACUGGUAUUGUUAUAAUUGUUAUUUUAUUCAUAUAUGCCAUAAUAUGUAUUAGGAAGAGACGGUCCAAUAAUGAUGACGAAACACAAGAGAGAGUGCAAGAAAACGAAGCUGCUGUACCAUUACCAGAGACGCAAGUACCAAAAGGUUACGCUAAUUUAAACCGGGCUGCUGCUCCCGCCCAAACACUUGCCUCCUCGCCAACGAGAAGUGAAUACAUGGGCUUGAUUGAUGUCAAAACAGACAAAGCACAAGAACGUUUAUCAACAUUCAAGGAACGCUGUGAACCGGGGAGUGAUGUAAAGUGGGAACUACCACAUGAUGCAGUUAUUAUACAAGAUAUUAUAGGAGUCGGCGAAUUUGGAGAGGUGAUGAAAGCAGUUGCGUUCAGUUUACUUGGCAAUGAUAUAUGGAUGACUGCUGCGGUGAAAACACUGAAAGAUGAUUCCAGUCCAAUGGAAAGAGAAGACUUACUGAAAGAAAUCAAGCUAAUGAAACGAUUACCUCCACAUCCAAAUGUUGUUUCUUUACUCGGAUGCUGCACACGAGAGCAUCCUUUAUAUCUAAUUAUGGAAUAUUUACCUGAAGGCGAUUUGCAGCAUUAUUUACGAAGGAGUAAAACAGACACGCUUGCUAACUACAAGAACUUACAUCCCAACAGCAAAUACCUAUCAUCAGACGACCUUCUAUCAUUUGCUUGGCAAGUUGCUAAGGGAAUGGCUUUUUUGGAAGAAAAAGAGUGUGUUCACCGUGACUUGGCUGCGCGUAAUGUACUGGUGGAUGCGGACAAGACAUGCAAGGUGUCUGACUUUGGUUUUGCUAGAGAUGUCCUUGACGUUAAAGACAUGGACAGAAAAACUCACGGCUAUGUACCUGUUCGUUGGAUGGCGCCGGAAUCCUUGCUGUAUGAUACAUACUCCAGUAUGAGUGACGUGUGGUCGUAUGGUGUGUUGCUAUGGGAAAUAGUAACUCUUGGUUCAACACCAUAUCAUCACAUGUCUAAUAUUGAAGUUAUCGAUAAAGUGCCAGUUGGAUACAGGAUGCCGAAACCAACACACUGUGAAACAACAAUAUACAACUUAAUGUUGAAGUGUUGGCAAGAUGUGCCGGCUAGUAGACCUUCAUUUGAUAUAGUCAAUCAUGAAUUAGACGACAUGGUACAUUCAGAAGAGGAGUUCAUCACCCUACGAAAUUUCGAUGAGAAAGUCCUUAUAAGUCUAGAUACAAAACGUGAAAACCGUACACUACCACGGAAUCUCGAACCACCCAAGAAAAACGAUUUGAGUAGAUUAUCUCGUACUAUGUGA
Saccoglossus kowalevskii is the source of this 1413-nucleotide messenger RNA. RefSeq names its product tyrosine kinase receptor Cad96Ca-like. The record is from RefSeq and is a predicted model, not a curated record. Gene Ontology annotation, molecular function: ATP binding; transmembrane receptor protein tyrosine kinase activity. Lineage: Eukaryota; Metazoa; Hemichordata; Enteropneusta; Harrimaniidae. Gene Ontology annotation, biological process: cell surface receptor protein tyrosine kinase signaling pathway; positive regulation of kinase activity; multicellular organism development. Gene Ontology annotation, cellular component: signaling receptor complex; plasma membrane.